GAAGCCGAGCAAACCAAAAAGAGCCCGACAGUUUCAGAGGUACAAUUUGCUAAAUCUCAAAAACUUCCAGCAUAUCAAAUAAAAUGGCUAAAGAAAUUACACUGACAUGCCUCUUUUUCCUUGUUUUGCCAGGUAAUUGAGGAACUAAAGAAAAUGAGAGACAUAAGUUUUCCCAUAUUUGCAAUCGGCUUGGCUGGCUACCUGAAAAACAUGAUUUCAGUGACAUGCAUGGGAAGGCUAGGGAGCCUCGAGCUAGCAGGUGGAGCACUAGCUAUUGGCUUCACCAACAUCACUGGUUACUCUGUACUAUCUGGUCUAGCCAUGGGAAUGGAGCCACUAUGUAGCCAAGCUUUUGGCUCAAGAAAUACAAGCAUUGCGUCUCUCAUUCUACGAAGAACAAUUCUUAUGCUACUUGUUGCAUCCUUGCCUAUUGGGUUGUUAUGGAUCAAUCUCAAGCCUCUGAUGUUACGUCUCCACCAAGACCCAGAGGUAGUAGAUAUUUCAAGCAUCUACUGCCGGUUUGCAAUCCCGGAUCUUAUUGCUAAUAGCCUCCUUCAUCCUAUACGCAUCUACUCACGAAGCAAGGGUAUUACAUGGCCACUCCUAUGGUGCACUUUGCUUGCCAUAAUUCUUCACCUCCCAAUCACCACCUUCUUAACCUUCAAUCUUCAUCUCGGAAUUCAGGGAAUUGCAAUUUCGAUCUAUGUUACCAACUUUAACACCUUAUUCUUCCUACUUGCUUACCUACUUUACUACACUUAUGCACCAAGUGAGGCAUUGUCUAAACCCCUAGCACCCAAAUCAAAUUCAACUUCGUUAGGGGAAGACUGGAGAAUGCUACUUCGACUUUCCCUACCAAGUUGUCUGGCAGUUUGCUUAGAAUGGUGGUGGUACGAGAUAAUGACACUUUUAGCUGGCUAUCUUGAAAGACCUCAAGUUGCUCUUGCAACAUCAGCUAUAGUCAUACAAACCACAUCUCUCAUGUACACACUGCCUUCAGCACUGAGUGCAUCAAUCUCAACGAGAGUAGGCAAUGAACUCGGAGCAGGCAGGCCAUACAAGGCACGUUUGGCAACAGUGGUUGCCAUAGGCUUGGCCUUUAUAACCUCAGUUUUUGGCUUCUUAUUGACUACCAUAGGGAGAGAAGCAUGGGGGAGGAUAUUUACAAAAGACACUGAAGUCCUAGAGCUAACACUGGCCACACUACCCAUAAUUGGACUGUGUGAGCUGGCCAAUUGUCCACAAACAACAUGCUGUGGGGUGCUCAGAGGAACUGCUAGGCCCUGUACUGCUGCAGGUAUUAAUUUCUACUCCUUCUAUUUGAUGGGAACACCAGUAGCCAUAGCAUUAGCCUUUUUUUGGGGACAAGGGUUUUUGGGCCUGUGCUAUGGGCUUUUAGCAGCUCAAGUGGCAUGCAUGGUCUCUAUCCUGACAGUGAUAAGCAAGACAGAAUGGGAAAGAGAAUCACAAAAAGCAGUAGACUUGGUUGGAGAAACUUGCGAAAAUAGGUACCAAGAUGAAAUUGCCAAAUGUGAAGAAGGACACAACUCUCAGAAACAGAAUAGCUUUGAAAAGGCAAACGGAUUAAGACUCAAAUAGCAAUCUGAAGAUGGUACUAACAGGGCAGAUAUAGCAUACCCAUCAUUUUACUCUAGGCUAUAUGUAUUGUAUCCCGAACUAUUCAUCUACUACUGAUUUUCUGUAUGUAGACUGAAGUCAAACUACUCGUCAAACAUUUAAUAUACGCACUGAAGAAUUUCUGAACUAAUAGCAUGUCCAUUCUUGCCAGAACAGUUCAAUUAACACUCUAGACAAAUGACAUUCUGCUUUCCCUCAGAAGCACAACAAACUUACCA
Messenger RNA from Coffea eugenioides, 1856 nucleotides. RefSeq names its product protein DETOXIFICATION 55. The record is from RefSeq and is a predicted model, not a curated record. Gene Ontology annotation, biological process: xenobiotic detoxification by transmembrane export across the plasma membrane. The coding region runs from base 154 to 1599 and encodes 481 amino acids. Gene Ontology annotation, molecular function: antiporter activity; xenobiotic transmembrane transporter activity. Gene Ontology annotation, cellular component: membrane. Lineage: Eukaryota; Viridiplantae; Streptophyta; Magnoliopsida; Gentianales; Rubiaceae. The transcript has a single exon.